Messenger RNA from Psammomys obesus (fat sand rat), 333 nucleotides. RefSeq names its product T-cell leukemia homeobox protein 1. Gene Ontology annotation, biological process: regulation of transcription by RNA polymerase II; animal organ development. Gene Ontology annotation, molecular function: DNA-binding transcription factor activity, RNA polymerase II-specific; RNA polymerase II cis-regulatory region sequence-specific DNA binding. NCBI's taxonomy places the organism in Eukaryota, Metazoa, Chordata, Mammalia, Rodentia, Muridae. The annotation marks the transcript as partial. The transcript has 2 exons. The record is from RefSeq and is a predicted model, not a curated record. Gene Ontology annotation, cellular component: nucleus.
CAGCCGCUGGCCACCGGCUUGCCCACCGUGCCCUCCGUGCCCGCGGUGCCGGGCGUCAACAACCUUACUGGCCUCACCUUCCCCUGGAUGGAGAGUAACCGCAGAUACACAAAGGACAGGUUCACAGGUCACCCCUAUCAGAACCGGACGCCCCCUAAGAAGAAGAAGCCGCGCACGUCCUUCACGCGCCUGCAGAUCUGCGAGCUGGAAAAGCGCUUCCACCGCCAGAAGUACCUGGCCUCGGCGGAGCGCGCCGCCCUGGCCAAGGCGCUCAAGAUGACCGACGCGCAGGUCAAAACCUGGUUCCAGAACCGGAGGACGAAGUGGAGGUGA